AUGCCAGCUCGUAAGCGUGCUGCGUCGCCUGUGGCGGAGGAACCACGCCGGCGGUCCCGGCGUAUCUCUAGCACGCCCAAGAAGAGCAAGUACUUCGACGACGGGGAUGAUGAUGAUGAUGCAGAGUUUGAUGACGGUGAUGUUGAAGUUGAGAGUGAGGUCGACGACGAGGAAGAGGACGAGGAAGAGGAGCAGCCUAAGAAACGUGGGCGGGGCCGGCCCAAGGCGUCUGUGGCGAAGCCUAAGCCCAAGGCGAAGCCUCAAGCCAAGCCUUUGAAGAAUGCCGGAAAGAAGCAAAAGGUUGAGGAGACUGAUGAGGAUGAUUACAAGGAUGACCUGCCCGAGGAAGAUGACGACGAAGAGGAAGAGGAGGCGGAGGAGGAUGACGAUAACAGACGGCCUCGUGUCACCAUCAUUCCCCUGGAGAAGUUGCGCCCGUUGGAUGGGGUCGAGUACUCUGAUGAGACGGUGCACAAGAACACGCUUCUGUUUCUCAAAGACCUGAAGGCGAAUAACAUCAGGCCGUGGCUCAAGAGUCACGAUGGAGAGUACAGACGCGCACUCAAGGACUGGCAGUCGUUUGUCGAGUCUAUCACGGAGAAGAUUACCGAGGUGGAUUUCACCAUACCCGAGUUGCCUGCCAAAGACCUGAUUUUCAGGAUUCAUCGGGAUAUUCGCUUCAGCAAGAACCCGACCCCGUACAAGCCGCAUUUCUCAGCCGCCUGGUCUAGGACGGGCAAGAAAGGACCCUAUGCCUGCUACUAUAUCCACCUCGAGCCGGGCUCGUGCUUCGUUGGAGGAGGCUUAUGGUGUCCUGAAGCGGCGCAUCUUCGGAAGUUGAGGGAGAGUAUUGACGAGAGGCCACGUCGGUGGAGGAGAGUCCUUAAUAACGAGCGGUUCAAGAGAACGUUUUUGCCCAAGGCGUCGAAGAAGGGCGGAGAAGAGGCGGCGUUGCUUGCGUUUGCGGAUCUGAACAAGGGAAACGCGUUGAAGAAGAGGCCCAUGGUGAGUGCUACUUCUCUGGUAUUGCCAGCUGACUUGCAGAACUACCUUGCUGAACACCGCGACAUUGAGCUGUUGAAGCUGCGGAACUUCACCAUCAGCAAGAAGGUGGACGACAGGGUGUUUACCGAGGAGGACGCACAGCAAAAAGUUUGCGAGAUCAUCGCCGCCAUGGAGCCUUUCAUUACGUUCUUGAACAGUGUGGUCAUGCCGGACUUGAACCUGGACGAUGAUGAAAGUGAUAGUGACGAAGAGAAUGGUGGUGAGAACGGUGCUGCUGAGGCUGAUGCCUCGCCUGAGCAAAGUGGUGAUGAGGAGGAGGAAGAAGAAGAGGGAAAGGAUUGGAGCAAGCACAAGUUCUGA
Messenger RNA from Colletotrichum truncatum, 1365 nucleotides. RefSeq lists its product as uncharacterized. The record is from RefSeq and is a predicted model, not a curated record. Lineage: Eukaryota; Fungi; Ascomycota; Sordariomycetes; Glomerellales; Glomerellaceae.